CUCACCGUCAUUGUUCCGUGCUUCACGUCAUAGUUUUAUCAUUCAUUUACCUUUUCAUUUACUUAAAUUAACCAUAAUACGGUGUCGAAAACUAUUGACGAGAGGUCGUUGUAUUUAUACACGAAAAGUUUUAUAGAUAUAAACUGUAAAACAAAAUGUUUGAACUGUUACGCUGAAGUGUAUCGGGUAUUAUUAAAUCCUAUAUCGAAAUGAUCAAAUUCCAAACAUUCAUCGAGCUUCUUGUGACCCAAACGUGUAGAAGAGCAGCCCACGAAUAUGAGGUGUACAACAAAAACGGCCCAAAGACACCAAAAAAGAAAAACAGCAUCUGGGCUUCGAAGACUGGAAGGUAUUCGUUGGAAUUUCUUAAGGAGCUACACGAUAAACCAAGAGAAUUCAUCUACAAGCUUUUAAAGGUACCUGAAAAUCCAAAGUUGAAGCCGAUUUUGAAGGCGCCAAGCACCCUGCACUGGGUCAACAAUCCUUGCGAAUUUGGAAAAGCAGAAAGGGAGAAAUUAAUGGAGUUCCUUGGUACUAUUAAAGAAGUGGCACCACCAAAAUCUAAGAAGUGGAUAGAGCUGCAACAUUAUUUACAGUACGUCUACAGGAACUUUGCUAAUCCAAAACCUGAUCCAUCAUCAGAGACGUUGUCACCAUAUUUUAUCAAAAAGCUGAGGAACUUGGUCAAAGAAUUGAUUGAAGAUGAUGAAUCUCAAUUAUAUUUGAGAAUUGUGGCAUUGCUUAGAGAGUAUUGUAUCUUUGCCCAGUGGAACUAUAGCAAAGGUGGUAACCAUGCUAUUACAAAGUUAUUUUACUACUAUGAAGCAAUGCUUUCAGCAGCGAAAAACUGCAGUGCAGCUUUUCAAGAGUUUGAAGUUAUUGUUUACAAAAAUUAUUCUGUGUGUUGGAUAGACUUCAAUACAUGCGUAUUUAUACGAUAUUUUUUUGAAACUGACUAUGUACAGCUUACUAUAUAUAAGUGCUUAGAGUUUAAGGAGAGUCCUGGUGAUACACCUGCCAUGUUUGGUUUACUUGAAGACUUGAAAAAUCUGUGGAUAAAGGAGCAGAAACGAAUAAUGAAGAUAAACGAGGAGGCACAGGUGGAUGACACGACAGAUUUCUAUUAUAUAGAAGAGGCGAUGAUAAAUUGUCAUAAGAAAGUAUUAAAAAGCAACUGUUGGAUUUUCAGAUCUCAACAAGAGCUGGAAGACUUAGAUUUAAGGCGACUCGACCACCAUAUAUUUCGUUUACUAUUCGAUCCAUUCUUUCACCCGGAUGGACCAAUUUUAGACAAAAAUGGGCAAUGUAUUUGCGAGGAAUGCCUGUUUGCAAAAUACAAAUUGCUUGUAGAUAAACCGGCCGAUGAAAUCAACAAUAAAAUUCUCAAAGAUGCGACUAGGCAGAGUUUUUGUAGGGAAUGCCAGAAACCGAUCGAUUUGAAUACAUAUCAUGCUCAUGUCAAUAAGCAUUGUUGUGAAGAUGAUGAGUAUGACCCAGCAGAGAUGUUAAGCAAUGAAAUGAGUUUACUGAGCCUCAACUCAAAUAACAGCGGACCUCCCGCAUUACCAAAUGGUUUUGCAGAAAAGAUGACUGAAGAGGAGAAAGAAGAAGAAGAGGAAGAUGAAGACGCUUGCGAGAUACACUUUAAGCAUUUUGAAGAACAUACCGAGGCAGAGACAACAAUGGAAGCUUUCGAAGAAUACUUGAGACAGAGGAAGGAGGGAAAAUGCCAACUUUUGAGCAAGAACGUCCGCAAUUUCAUCAAAAUUAAAAAAGACAUAUUUACUAAUUCCAACGGACAAGUGACUGAGAAAGUGUUCGAUAUGUUCAACCCAACUUCACAGAAUGUGCCAGCCGUACCGAAACCAGUGGAGCCAGAAGCAAGCAAAAUAAAAGAAAUGGGAAAAAAUGCUCACAAAUGUGAGAGAUGUAAUUCCAGGCCUUAUACCGCAUGUAAACCUGUACCAGGCAAGGAUGCGGCAUCUAUUUGUGAGCACAACUGUAGGCUGGACAACAAAACUCCUGAAAUCAAACCUAACACCACUAGACCAGAAAUUAUUCAGAGCUUCGUGAACACGUUGGAAAAACUUCUACCCAAUUUAACUGAUGCCUGCCAUUCCCAUGGAGGCCCCUGUGAGCAUGGCAAAGAUGCCAAAAAAUGUGACUGCACGUACUGCGAAGUAUUCGGAUCGAAUGUAACGUCUCACGUCCACAAAAAUAACGAGCUUCGAGACAGGCUGAGAAUAAGAUUGCAUCAAAGACGAGAAAAGAGAACAAAAGACACCAGCAAGCAUGGUUUACAUGCUGCUGAAAAAUCAGCCAACAAUUGUGCUGCAGCUAUAAAUUCUGCGAAACUAAAGACUGUCAUAAGCAAGGUAGAAGAAAGGGUGCCCCUGCCUUCAUCUCCUACAAAUAUACCACCAGCUCCGGUUGUGAAACCUUUGGAUUUAACUUUUACUGUAUCUGAAGAAGACGACAUUCACGGGCUGGUCAAUUACAUCGAAGGCAAUUCGGUAUUGAACAAGAUUGAACUUGCUCAAAAAAAGGCAGCCAAGAAGAUUAGGCAGCGCCAAAAGAAAGAAGAAGAACGGCAGCGGGCUGAAGAACAGAAAAGAUUAGAGGAGGAAUUAAAGAGAAAAGAAGCUGAGAGACGAGAAGCUGCUAAAAGAAAGGUUGAACGAGAAAAAGCCGAAGCAGCGGCAAUAGCUAAAGCUAAGGCAGAAAAGUGCAAGAGCAAAAAGGAGAGACAGGCUGAAAAAAGGCAAGAGCUGAAAAAGCAACAAAAAGACGCUGAAAAAGAAAAGGAGAACAUCAAAAAUGCAACUGCAUCUAAAAACACGAAAAUUGUUGAAGAAACGAUACCCGCAAUGGUCACCAUCAAAAGAAUCGCCGAAAACGAAAAUGGCGAACCGACUGUCACCAUCACUUUGAAAGGAUCCACGCCUGACCAAGAUAAGUUGCUCUACACGUUAGUAGGUGGGCCUGAUGAUAAGAUAGAUGCUCCUAAAGAGCCUGAGAAGAAUUCCAAGAAGAAAAAGAAGCAGAAGAACGCCCUAUCUGUUGUGACAAAAGACGUGAAAGUAACAGUGGCUCUAGAUCCAACUAAAACUAAAUCAGAGCCUGAUGCAAAUACUAGGAAACUAAACAAAAACAAUCACGUUAAAAUGUUGCCUAAUGCCGGCAAACAAAAAAUGAAUGAUUUCAAUAAAAAAGCCAAUACACCUUCAACUAAAAAAGAAAUACCUCUAAGCGAUCUGAAUAUACCAAUGCUUCGUUUACCGCCAGGUAUAACGAUAACAAAGAUUGAAGGCCCGGUAUCGAACCGUAAUUAUAAAGUAGGCAAUAUAGAUGAAGAAAGAGGUGGUCCUACCAUUAACGUUGGAAAAUCAGGAGUAAUAGUUGUUGAUACGGAAAAGCUUAUCCAAAGUAAACCACUUAAUGGCGAAUCUAAAGCCAAAAACAAGAAAAAGAAAAAGAAGAACGCCAAAAAAGCAGCGGAGUCUGAGAAUCAAUCAACGGUGGAUGGCAAGAAAAUGAUAACUUUGAAAAACCCUAUCUUCCAAUCAAUGCAAUCUAAACCGUCAGAUUCCGCGGCAGAUAAACAUUCGGAUAAUGUUCCUCCAGCAGCGAUUUUCACUAACGAAAAUGGCAUGGUUACCAUAAGAAGUUCUCGUCUAAUGAAUGGUCCAGGGUCUGCGUUGAAUCCGAUGCCCGUGCAGAAUAUAAUGCCAGAAAUUGAACCAUACCAGUCUCAUCAAGGCUACACAUCGACCCCAGAAGAGAAAGAGAUAUCGUCCUUUAACGCCAGAGAGAUUUUGUCUGGUUUACCGGGCAUCGAGAUAACCAAAGUGGACAAAAAGCAGAAUAAAACCGAAGCAGAUGGGAACAAAGCUUGCCAAACAGCGGAAGUAUCAAUUAUACCCACUUCAAAUGGCAGCGAAAAAUUCGAUUUUGAAAAAGAUGACUGGUUUUAUGAGAGCGUGUUCAGUCCAAGGGAUGUUCUCGAAGAUGACAUGGAUGCCGAAGAGCUAGAAUUGGAAGCGUUCAAACGAUUCUGCCAGCAGUCCAUACCACCGCCCCAAAAGGAGAAAGUUGCUCACUUAAAUGUUGCCGAGAUUGUUUUCAAAAAGCAAGCGGAUAACACUGUUUGAUUAGAAUAAAUAAUGUAGUAUUUUAUUUUUUAUUUCCUUUACUUAUUCAUCCUUUUCAACAUUGUUAGUGCAAUAUAUGUGAUAAUUUUUAUUUGGUUGAUCGUCAAUAUUUGUAUGGGGUCUUUAAGAUCACAAAUAAAUAUUUGUUCAAUGUGUA
This is a messenger RNA of Acanthoscelides obtectus, 4308 nucleotides long. Lineage: Eukaryota; Metazoa; Arthropoda; Insecta; Coleoptera; Chrysomelidae. The record is from the annotation of a GenBank genome assembly.